AUGGAGGCACUAACAGCGAUUGGCUUGAUUGCCAAUAUCGUCCAGUUUGUCGACCUUGGCGCAAAGCUUGUCGGCUCUGCGAAGGAAAUGCGCGACUCUGCCAGCGGCAUGACGUUGGAGAACAAGAGCCUAGAGGAUGUCACCAUUGAGAUGCGCGAUCUAAGUUCGAGUCUGGACCCUCCCACCACUGACGCGGAAAGCUACGAUGAGCGAGUCCUCCGUCAGCUAGCUCGGGAGUGCCGUGAGCUGUCGGACCAGAUCCUCCGCCUUCUGAAGAAGAUUGCUCCAACUAGGCCAGGCUCGAGGCGUCAAAUCGCAGGCUCAUUGAUAAAGAAUCAGAAGUACAGAAAAGAGAAGAAAGAACUCGGAGAGAAGCUAGCCGACUGCCGUAGGCGGCUGCAUCUGCAAUUCGACAAGUUCACCAGUUCGGAAGUACGUGCGCAGCUCCAGGCCCUCGGAAAUCGUGCGCAAUCAAAUCAAGCAAUCUUGCAAACGUUACCGCAACAGAUCGAGCGUGUUCGCCGAGGCACAUGUGUUGCUUCCUUGGGUGUUGAAGCCCUAGAUCAGUUGAAAGACCUACUUGGAUUGACUGAAGUAGCUCAAGAAUCGGUCGUAGCUCGAAGUUUCCUCAAUGAUCUUGCGUUUGAAGGAAUGGAGGCCAGAGCUGAUGUCAUCGCGAAAGAGCACAGCGAAACCUUUCGAUGGAUUGUGGAGCAAGAUGCAGACGUCGACGACGUUACAUUGAAGACUAACGCUCGCGAACUAUACCUUUCAUGGCUACAUCAUGCUUGUGGAAUCUUCCAUAUCGCGGGAAAGCUGGGGUCGGGCAAAUCCACACUCAUGAAAUUCCUGUACAAGCAUCCGGAAACACGUAAACAGCUGUUGGCGUGGGCAGAUAACAAAACGCUGGUGAUGGCAAGCCACUUCUUCUGGAAACCCGCGAAGCUGAAUUUACAAAAGUCACUCACCGGAUUGGAGAGAUCGUCACUUUAUCAACUGCUGUCAUCCCACCCGGAGUUGACGAAGAAGGCAUUCCCAGAGAUUUGGGAACAUCGGAUGAGCAUCAAAGACGAUCGGAUGGAGCUACCACAUAGCCUCUCCCCGGAUGAAAUUCGCGAUGGCUUCAUGGCCCUCCUACGGGAUGAAACCGUUCAGCAAUCAUAUCGAUUCUGUUUCUUCAUCGACGCUUUGGAUGAGUACGAGGACAUACCCCAAUACGAUCAGAAAUACAUGGUCGACACACUCCGCAAAUGGACACAGAUCUCUCCAAACUCCAUCAAGCUAUGUGUAUCCAGCCGGGAAGAGAAUGUGUUUGAGAACGCUUUUGCUGGAGAUCCAAGGAUACGAUUACAGGAUCUCACCAGGCACGAUAUGGAGUGUUUCGUACGUUCUAGGCUUGAAUCUGUGCAAGACCACAACACCCGAGAGCGUCUUAAAAGUGAGAUUGUCAAGAAAUCAGAUGGCAUCUUCUUCUGGGUUGUACUCGUCACCAAACAGCUCCGACAAGCGUUGGAAGACGGUGACGAUGCCUCUGUUUUUGAGAGGGAGUUGGCCACACUGCCUACUGAGUUGAAGAAGCUGUUCAAUCAUCUUCUCGACUCUAUCUCCCCAUUGCGUAGGGAAAGAGCGCAUCAAAUCUUUGCUAUGGUGCUAAAACACGAGACUUUGCCGAUCAAACUAUCGCUACUGUCUUGUCUACACCUUGAUGCAAAUGAAAUGAACGCACUGUCAUCGGUGGAGGAGCCUUCUAUAUUGCCUGUCAUGGACUACCAAGACGGACAAGACCCACAAAAAUGGGGACUGGUCGAGGAUCGAGACCACCCUGAAGUCUGCAAGCAAGAAGGGGGGUCCGAGGACCCCAGACCUGAACCCGACCCUUCUAAACCCGCUGGAUCGAGAUGCAUUCUGUUCGUACAUCGCACUGUUAUCGAAUUUCUUGAAGAAUCAUCAAUCCUGAAGCAUGAAUUGGGCGAGUUCGAUGCGAUUGAAGCAAUCUCACAGUCGCAUUUGGCAGAAUUCCAACGCAUACCUUCUUCUCUUAUCAACCCGCUGUACUGGACAUACCUAUACGGUAAAAUCAUCGAGCUACGGUUUCACUCUGGAAAAGAUAGGUCGCAGGGCGACUUCCUUGUACAGCUGGAGCAUUUGAUCUCACGAAAGUUUCCGGGUUGGCUGGAGAAAGAGCUACCUCCCUCCGAGGAAUGCGUUGACGAUGCUGCAGACGAUUACUGUCAACUCAUCGUCCUAUUUUUGCAGAAGUACGAGAGGAACGUUGUCCACAGAACGAAAAUUGAAUAUGGUGGACAGGGGGAGUUCGGAGGAUGGGAAUGUACAGUUAUGAAGGUAAAGGUACCGGGCAAGGUGUCAGCGGAUAUGAUUUUCAGGGGUUUUACACCUGGAACUACUUGCCAUACUAUUAGCAAGGAACUCGGCCACAACGCCUCAAUGGAGCAGCUGGUGAAGUUGUGGCAUCUCGAGAACGAGCGAGAAAUUCUUGGAUUGCUAGAACAGGAGCGCAGGGCCAUGGAAAGCAAGGAACAAGCCGCGGACCUUGUCGUCACGGCCAAGGAAACCUCCGAGAAAAGCUCGUCCGAUAGCACUCCAGCUUUCGACACAGCGUCUAGGUCGCUUCAGAGGGUCGACAGUGCAGCCGAGAUUCGAAGCGAAAGCGGCGUAACAGCGUCUUGUCCGCCCGUCGAAACCAAAGAAGACGUCGAUACACCCCAAUCCAAGGCCGCCAAAACCCGCUCUAUUCAUGCAUUGGGUAUCGCGACAGGCAUUUCUCUUCUAGGUGAGAAGAUUUCCAUUAAGAAACCGAUGGGCUUUCGCUGA
Messenger RNA from Alternaria hordeiaustralica, 2832 nucleotides. RefSeq lists its product as uncharacterized. Lineage: Eukaryota; Fungi; Ascomycota; Dothideomycetes; Pleosporales; Pleosporaceae. The coding region runs from base 1 to 2832 and encodes 943 amino acids. The transcript is spliced from 5 exons. The record is from RefSeq and is a predicted model, not a curated record.